Messenger RNA from Saccostrea echinata, 732 nucleotides. RefSeq names its product serine-enriched protein-like. Gene Ontology annotation, molecular function: protein binding. The record is from RefSeq and is a predicted model, not a curated record. Bases 1 to 732 code for a protein of 243 amino acids. Lineage: Eukaryota; Metazoa; Mollusca; Bivalvia; Ostreida; Ostreidae. The transcript has 2 exons.
AUGAAUCUUUCAGAGUCCAAGAUGCCUUUGGUGGAGAAUGAAGACUUGAAUAAGUCUGAUUUCGGAUACGACAACGAAGGCUGUUCUUCUGGUUAUGAAUCGGCUACAGAACAAUCUAGUGCCGACACUGACAGAGAGUCCGAUACAUCAAUCUCCGAAUUCAACAAUGACGAACUACCAGCUGCUGAACCGGAAGUGAUGAAAUACAGGAGUACUCAGGAACUCUGCAACACCCUCCAGUGCAUCAUCUCACUUCCGGACCUCUGUGACGUCAUGUUCCUCGUCGGAGAAAAGCGUGUUCCAAUUUACGGCAUGAAAGCGAUUUUAGCCACACGAAGCCGAGUUUUCUACAACCUCAUCCUUGAUGCUCAGCGACAAUUACCUUCGUCUAAGAAGUCUAAAAAGAAGAGCAAAGAGAACUCAACUCCUUCCAACCAUAUUGUGAUCGAAAUCAGAAACUACCAGCCUGAUGACUUCAGAGAACUCAUUACUUUUGUCCAUUGUGGGAAAGUCAACAUUAAUACUUCCAAUGUAACAGGACUUUAUUGUGGAGCAUCAGAGUUUGAUCUCACUGACUUAAAGAUUGCCUGCCGAGACUUCACAACAAGGACCAUCAGGAAGGGCAACGCGUCGGCCAUCUUGAAAUCAACGAAGUUCUAUCUCGCUCAUCACCGUGCUGCAGCAAAAUUCAUCGAAAAGAUUCACGGAUAUCAGAGAUCCAUCAACGGAUGA